Messenger RNA from Durusdinium trenchii, 675 nucleotides. The record is from the annotation of a GenBank genome assembly. Lineage: Eukaryota; Dinophyceae; Suessiales; Symbiodiniaceae.
AUGGGAAGAGCUUCGAGAAUCCUCCGGACAGGCGCAGACGCCACGAGUGAUCCGAAGCGUCCGAGACGGCAGGGCUCCUCGCUUCACGGCCUGGCGCUCGGCCAACUGGGCGGAUGCUGCUGCUACUUCGAUGGCCGGAUUGAAGCCCUGGAAGUGGCAGCCAUACGCUUGUGCCCUGAAGGCUCCAAACUACGGUGGGAGUUAUUCGAACCUGACGGCAACGCUGAGAAGCUGCCGAAGGGCCUGGCGCCCUUCUCUUCCCCCAUGCACGCGGCGGCUGACUUCAUCUCAGCAGGCUGCGCUUUAGCUUUUACAGGCGCUGGCAUCUCCAAGGAGAGUGGCGUGCCCACCUAUCGAGAUGGAGACGGCCUUUGGAAACGCUACGAUGCCAUGGAGGCCUCACAAAUCUCCAGGACGGUCUGGAAACCCUUGGGAAACCCACCAAAUGUCAUGGAGUUUCCAGGCAUCGAGGCGGUGGGCGAGGAACAGCUCCGAAGAUCGCGCGCGAUCUUGAGGGAAGCGCUUUAUUUGGCCCUUAGCAGACUAGCUAGCGAAGCCAGUUUCUACGUGCAACUUCGCUGGGAGGAACUCUACUCGCACUUGUUGCUACGCUCUUCAUGCUUCUUGGUGGCUCUGUUCGUGGUGCAUCAGCAGAAGAAUUCUCUGAGCAGGUGA